Molecule: messenger RNA, 2712 nt
Organism: Clupea harengus (Atlantic herring)
Lineage: Eukaryota; Metazoa; Chordata; Actinopteri; Clupeiformes; Clupeidae
Gene: saraf
Product: store-operated calcium entry-associated regulatory factor
Biological process (GO): regulation of store-operated calcium entry
Cellular component (GO): endoplasmic reticulum membrane
Source: RefSeq, a predicted model, not a curated record
GCCAUAUUGAAAUUUGUGUUGCUGCUGACGAGGAAGUGAGUAAAUAUUUAUAAGUUUUGCAUCAGCUGCCGCGAGUGGAAGUUUAUAAUACACGGAGCUAGGUUACGUUACCACUAGGAAAGUCUUCUCUUUCCACACCGGUAAUGGCGACCAUAAACGUAGUUGUUUUGUCGUUAUUCAUGUUGUUUCUUCCUCACAUCCGAUGCUGGAAUGAAGGAUCUGUAUUGCUGCGUGAUGUCCAGGUUCUCACCUUGUAUAAGGGAAGACAUACCACAGCUAGGCGCACAAGUCCAGUCCCUCAGCUGCAGUGUGUUGGGGGAUCAGCUGGUUGCGCAUCCUUCGUCCCUGAAGUGGCCCAGUGUCAAAACAAAGGCUGGGAUGGAAUGGACGCUCAGUGGGAGUGCAAAGCAGACAUGGACAACGCCUAUCGGUUUGGACGCAUCGAGGUGAGCUGUGAAGGCUUCAGCCAUCCUGCCGACCCUUACAUCCUGCAGGGGUCCUGCGGGCUGGAGUACACCCUGGAGCUGACCGAGGAAGGCCGCAGCCGACACUCCCACCAGGGCAGGGGGGGUGGCGGAGGAGGGGGGGGUGGAGGAGGAUGGGGCUCCGGUGGCUUCUCCCAGUUUGCAUCCAGUUUCUUCAAGGGCUCUUCAGGCAACAAACACCACGACCACCAUGGGGGCCAACACCAGAGAAGCAGCUCGGGAUAUGGGCAGGAGCCAUCAGGGGACGGAGAGGGGGCUGGGGGCCUGAUCGUGGUGGCCCUGCUGCUUCUUCUGGCGUACGGUGUGUACAAGAUGUUCCUGUGUGGGCCCACGCAUGGCCAGGGGCAGGGCCAGGGCCAGUUUCCCAGUGACGGAGACUGGCAGAAUGGACAGGGUGGACACAGCGGCCCUCCUCCUCCUGCUGGCCCUCCUCCUCCUGGGUUCAAGCCGGACUACAUGGGAGCAGAUCACUCCUCUGGCUACCCAGGGUCAGGUCCGAGUUAUGGCUUUGCUGACCAGUUCACCAGACCGAACCGUCCGGGUCAAAACACUGGAGGAGGAUUUUGGACUGGCAUGGGCACAGGAGGAAUGCUGGGAUACCUCUUCGGAAGUCAGAGGCGUCAGCCAACCAUGGGUCAGUCUUGGGGAACAAACACCACUGCUCCCAGGACCCCUCCACCAACGAGCACAGGAACACGUACUGCCUCAGGAUUUGGUGGUACCAAAAGGAGAUGAGAUGUUGAAGACAAAGAACUGGGUGAUGACUUAAACUUUGAAACAUGAUCACUUUGUGUGGGGUCAUUCUUUACCUUACAAUUGGAAUGUGAAAGUCUUUCAGGUAACAGAUUGUAUGGAACUCACUAUUACUGCCUUAGGCUGUUCUUCAUGACGAGCUCCAGAAUUCAAAUGGGAACGCUGGGAUUCCAGGGAUUUCUAAAUUCAUGACAGCCUAAUCAAUGCCUGGAGCCUCACAAUAUGAAUGAGGUUUCUAAAAGCUAGGCCCCGUGUUUCCAAAGAAAACCCAAAUGUUAAAUUGAACAGCUUUCUCCUAAAUGGAUACUGUUACAUCAACAGUACGACCAUUUUACGUGAAAACUGCACUGUCAGACACUGGAAUUAUUAGUUGAAUUAUAUUCUGAAGUCGUUGUGAUUCUUUCUUUCGUCACCUACAGUAAUCCUUACGUCACCCAAGUUUGUUUUGACUGGUAUGGUGUGUAUAGCCCCUAGUCCAGAAUGUUGUUAUAAUAGCUGUAAUAGACUUGUCUUGUUUUUAGUGAACGUGUGUCAUGUGUAGGCCUAUUGCUUUAUGACCUGAAACUGAGGGAAAUGACAUCACAUCACAUAUGCACAAAGGCUGGGAUGGCUAAUAGGCCAUACUGUCUCUUGCUUAUUGUUUCUUACUAUUUCUUUUUUUUUUCUUACUAUUUCUAUUGGUUGAGUAUGUUAUCCUGAUCAAAUGGACAUUAAACUGUAUACUGUAGUGUUUUGAGGAUGUUUGGACACUUGCUUAAAAUGGAAUUGAACUCAAACAAACUAAAACAGAUUUACUGAAUGUUUUUUAAUCGGUUUAUUUUGCAGUGACAGUGGGGUACAGUUUAUUACUCACAGCUGUCCAGAUACACUCAGUUUCACAUCAAUAAAUUCAGUUUCUCUGUUUGUUUAAAAAAAAAAAAGGUGAUUUAUGAAUUCAUGGUUCAUGCUGUAAAGAUGCAUCUACAUGCACAUAUAUGACCAACUAUAUACGGCAUUGCACUGUAAUAUUAAAAUGUGUAACUUGAAAUAUUUCUAGCCUAGUUACACUUUGUUUUGAUGGAAAUUUUCUUCACUGGUCAAAUGCUAAAAGAGCCAGUAACAUGGGCAUGCAUUUUGUGCGUAUUUGGUAGGACAAUAAAUAAAAAUGUAGCCCAUAUAAAGUGCAAUUAGCAGGUCAGUGUGUGAGUGUGUGUGUGUGCGUGCAAUGAUCUUUUCUGGGCAAUAUUUCCUAUAUACAUUUCUUAAUUCUAUAUAUACCAUCCUUCUAAAAAUCUCUGUUUUUAUGUGUGUUUGAUAUGAUUACAAAUGAUUCAGACAACAAACAACAUCUGAAAGCUCGAUGAUUAUAUAUAUGGUGUGAAGGCUGUAGAAUAUUUCAAAGAAAUGUGAAGGGAAUGCAAAGACAUUUCCUAUUAAAGUUGUCUCAAUGUAUAUUCAUGUAUGCUUCGGAAAAAUAAAUCUGUUCCUAAAACUG